CACAGAGCAUGUCCGCACGACUCUAACAAAAGCAGCGCAGCCCAGUCGGGCGUCCGACCCCUAAGGACUCUGCCCGCCGGGGAUUGCAGGUCUAACGAUGGCUCCUUCUUGGCUUUUCCUCCUGUUCAUCCCCGGAAUGGUGGGAUCGAGCCGGAGCUGCUUCCCGGGAUGUCAGUGCAUCGUUGAUAACUUUGGCCUGUUCCACAGCUUCAGCUUGACCAAAGUGGACUGCAGCGGCGUCGGCCCCCACGUCGUCCCGGUCUCCAUCCCGCUGGACACCUCCUACCUGGAUCUCUCUGCCAACGGGAUAAAAAGAAUCAACGAGUCGGUGCUGUCCGGACCCGGAUACACCACUUUGAUCAACCUCAACUUGAGUCACAACCAGAUCGUCAGGAUCUCGUUCUCCACCUUCUCCAAACUGAGGUACCUGGAAUCUUUGGACCUGAGCCACAACCUUCUGGAGACCUUGCCGGACGGAAGCUUUUUAUAUUCGCGCCUCACCGAGCUGGACUUGAGUUCUAACAAGCUCCUGGAGGUUGGAAUUGGUGCCUUCACCCUGAAAAGCCAGGGGAGGUCCAUGACCAUCAAUCUUGGAAACAAUAAUAUCCGCUCUAUCCACCGAGGGGCCGAGCGUCCUGUUCCCAACAUCCACAGUCUGACGUUGUCUGGGAACGACCUUCUCUCUGUGCCGGAUCUCCAUGGGAUCCCACUCCGGCACCUUGAUUUGGACAGGAACCCUCUUGCCAAGAUCGAGAAGGAAAGCUUUCUGGGGCUUGAAGGUCUCACACACUUGUCCCUUAGCGACCUGCCAAACCUAAGGGAGGUCUCUCCGUACAGUUUCAAAACCUUGCCGUCUCUCUUGGACCUUGACUUGUCCAGCAACCCCCAGCUGAAGUCUCUAAGUUCCGACAUGUUCUUCGGCUUGGACUCCUUGCAGGAGCUGAACCUGGCCUACUCCGGGGUGGCCGCCUUGCCAAAGGACAUUAUGCUCAACCUGCCCUCCAUGAAGAGCAUCACUUGGGGGGAAAAUAUCCGUUGCUCGAAGACUGUGAAGGAAAGUCCCUUCCACGCCCAGAAGGGCCGAGUCCGAGAAGAAGUCCUACUCUGCCACGACGACUAUGGAGCCGUUCCGGCCCAGGACGUUCUCUAAAGGGGCAGUAAUUGUGUAUAUUACACUCCCUGCCCAGACACCAGUGCCUUUUUAUAAGAACAAAAAAAAUUUUCAAUAAUUUAUUUAUAAUUUUUCUACCGUAAUUUUUUUUUUUUUUCUCAAAUUUCAUUUCACUCGGAAUUUUCCGACGCGAGUAUAUUUAUCCAUUGCGUACCAGAUCCGGAAAGUAAUAGUGUGGGUUGUGUUUAUUUUGGGGGGCGGAUUUGCUGCUCCCUAUGAUUCAUUGCAUAAAGGAAAAACAAUUUUUUGCAGAAUUUUUUUUUGUUUUUGAAUUUUUGGAAGAAAUGUGGUAAAUUUCAGUAAGUGCCUUAGAAUAUUUCCUAUCAGAUCUCUAUAUAUUGUACUUGGGGGUAUUAUUGGCAGGGGCAAUUAUCAAGUUGAUAUGACAAGUGCAAGGCAACAUUUUUGUUGUUGCUGCAGAAAAUCCAAUGGAUUUUACGACCAAGAACCUGUAAUCAUUGGGCCAAAACCAGCUGGGGGAGGAGCUUGGCUGAACCGUAUUCACCAUUAUUUUUAAUGUAAACUGUGGGAUUUUUUUUCUCUUAAUUGAACCACUUUUUGGGGAUGUUUUUUGCAUUUUUUAAUGACUGUAUAAUGUAUCUGAUUGUAUGCACUAGGGCUAGCGAGCUCUAUUGGCUUAGCUGUGGCCCAAGAACCAUAAAGGGGGUGGGGGGACACCAAAUACCAGCUUCAGGGUGCCCCGGGGGGGGGUUGAUUCCGAGUAGCUCCACUUUGGCGCUGGUUCCGGGGCAUCAUACGGGGCAGUUCCGCCUCCCAGUAUUUAUACGGAUACCAGGAAGUAGGAAGCUGCCUUAUGGGAUAUAAUCUAUAUACAGGUAUAGGACCCGUUAUCCAGAAUGCUUGGGACCCCAAGGGUAUUCCGGCUAAGGGGUCUUUCCGAUAAAACAUGAAUCAAACCCAAUAGGAUUAUUUUGCAUCCAGGAAGAAUUAUUUAUAUCUUAGUUGGGAUUAAAUACAAAGCACUGUUUUAUUAUUACAGAGAAAUAGUAAAUCGAUUUUAAAAAUCUGAAUUGUUUGAUUAAAAUGGGAGAUGGGCUUUCUGGAUAUGGGGCUUCCGGAUAACGGAUCCCAUACCUGUACUGCAGCAUGGCAGCUCCUACUCCAGUAUGAAUAAUAACAUGUAGAACAAGCAUUUCUGGAAACAGAGUUUUUCACUAUUUUAUUGCCUUUGUAAGGAGGAAUGUUUUUUAAAAAAAUUGAAACUUUUUUCUUCUUUAAUGGGAGAUUUUUAGUGGACUUUUUUUUUUUUUUUUCUUGCUAACCUUCCGGAAUAUUCCCAAUAGUGUUCUAUGAAUGUGGGGACCCCCUGGUUGGGUUGGGAGUUAUAAAGGCGCCCCCUUUUAUCCAUAUCCAGCCACAAAUAUUUCUAGUAUGUUGCAGACAGUGAUAUUCUGCGAUAGUUUGCAAUUGGUCUUCGUUUUUUUUUUUUAUGGUCUUUCAGUUUUUCAACAGCUCUCUGCUUUGGCAUUUCAGCAGCUAUCUGGUUGCUAGGGUCUGAUUCCGCCUAGCAACCAGGCAGUGGUUUGAAAGAAAGACAGAAAUAGGUAUAGAGGAGGGGCUAAAUAGAAAGAUAAGGAAUAAAAAGUAACAAUAACAAUAAAACUGGAGCCUCACAGAGCAAUAGGGUUUGGCUGCCGGGGUCAGUGACCCCCAUUUGAAAGCUGGGAUGGGUCAAAAAAGAGGCAAAUAAUAAAAAAAAAACGGUUAAAAAAAAAAA
Xenopus tropicalis (tropical clawed frog) is the source of this 2909-nucleotide messenger RNA. RefSeq names its product tsukushi, small leucine rich proteoglycan (gene tsku). Gene Ontology annotation, cellular component: extracellular region. The record is from RefSeq and is marked provisional. NCBI's taxonomy places the organism in Eukaryota, Metazoa, Chordata, Amphibia, Anura, Pipidae.